This is a messenger RNA of Ochlerotatus camptorhynchus, 948 nucleotides long. RefSeq lists its product as uncharacterized. Bases 1 to 948 code for a protein of 315 amino acids. The transcript has a single exon. The record is from RefSeq and is a predicted model, not a curated record. NCBI's taxonomy places the organism in Eukaryota, Metazoa, Arthropoda, Insecta, Diptera, Culicidae.
AUGAAGAUCAAGUUGGAACUGAAGUCAGGCAAAUCUCCCGUGUUCGGGCCGAAACGCCCGGUCACUUACGCGAUGCAGCAAGCUGUGGAUGAUGAACUAGACCGACUGGAGCAGGAACAGAUCAUCACGCCAGUAGACUUCGCGGAGUGGGCCGCUCCAAUUGUGGUGGUCCGCAAGUCAAGCGGGUCAAUUCGGAUAUGUGGUGACUAUUCAACGGGGUUAAAUGACUCGUUACAGCCUCAUCAGUACCCACUCCCGUUACCACAGGAUAUCUUUGCUAGUCUGGCUAACUGCACCGUUUUCAGCCAGAUCGAUUUGACUGAUGCAUUCCUGCAAAUGGAAAUGGAUGAAGGCUCACGCGAGAUGCUUACGAUUAACACUCAUCGAGGUCUUUAUAGGUAUAAUCGUCUUCCACCUGGAGUGAAGGCGGCGCCAGGAGCAUUCCAGCAAGUGAUCGAUACGAUGCUCGCUGGCCUUGUUCGUACCAGUGGGUAUCUUGACGACGUAGUAGUUGGUGGUAUCGAUGCAGCAGACCAUAUGAGAAAUCUUCGUGCCGUGCUUGAUAGAAUCAAGGAAUAUGGAUUCACCAUUCGUCUCAGCAAGUGCUCCUUUGGCAAAGAGCAAAUUCGUUACCUAGGCCAUCUGCUCGAUCGCCAUGGGUUGAGGCCUGAUCCAGCGAAAGUUGAGACUAUCAAGCAGCUACCUGCACCUACGGAUGUCAGCGUAGUGCGUUCGUUUUUGGGCGCUGUAAAUUUCUACGGGAAGUUUGUGCCAAACAUCCGGUCUCUACGUUUUCCGCUAGAUGAGCUGCUUAAACAAGGAGUGAAAUUUCGAUGGACGGUGGAUUGUCAGCGAGCGUUCGACCGCUUUAAGGAGAUUCUCAGCUCGGACCUUUUGCUGACGCAUUACGAUCCAAGGCACGAGAUAGUGGUUUCUGCGGACGCUUAA